AUGACAGGAUGGAAUGCCUUGGAGGAAGAGUCACGUGCAGUGGGUGUGGAGCACAAGGUGAAGGAAAUAGAGAGAUUGUUAGAGGAUCCUGCUGUUGGUGUUGUUGCCGUCGUGGGUAUGGGCGGCCUGGGGAAGACAUUCCUUCUGAUGAAUGUCUACGACAGAGUCAAAGACAAUCAGAUAACUUAUUUCCGAGCAGCUGAAAUGAUACAAACUGGGUUGCAUGGCAAAACAUGUUUGAUUGUUCUGGAUGAUGUGUGGAAGAGUAGUGUCGAUGGUAACUUGAUAUCAAGACUCGGUCUUCCCACUGGAAGAAAUAAUCAGUGUAAAAUUUUGGUUACCAGCAGAAGUAGAGAUGUUGCUGCACACAUAAAUGCUUAUGUGUAUGAGAUGCAACUCCUAUCCAAAGAGAACAGCUUGAAGCUGUUUUGCCUUUUUGCAUUUCCGGGUCUUGAGAAAAAUAGGCCGCCUGAGCAUCUGGAGAGCGUGGCAGAUCAAAUUGUAGAAGAAUGCGGGAGGUUGCCACUGGCCGUUAAGACAAUUGCGGCAUCCUUGGCAAGCUGUUCGGACUUGGGGAUGUGGGAGUCAAAACUGAGAAAAUUAAAAGAUGUAGCAGGGGCAGAUGAUUCCACGAUGCAGAUCCUCAAGUUGAGCUACACAUCUCUUCCUCCUUAUCUCAAAGCUUACAGAGUUGGAGCUUGCUACACCGUUCAUGACUUGUUUGUUGAUUUGGUUGUUAAUAUAAGUGAAGAACAUAAGUGUGAAUUUAAUCUUCCAGUGAAAAAAACAAGCUGCCGCAGGUUACUAUUGUCUAAACAGGGUAUAACUACAAAUGCAAUUUUAGAAAGCUCUCUUGACCGCCAACGAUCUCUCCGCACUAUCUCAUUCUCUCACAAUCCAGCUAUUACAAGUAUUCCAAAAUGCUUGUUUGAUCAUCUCAGAGUGCUCCGGAUUGUCGACUUUAGUAGCACUACGAUCUCUACACUACCAAAAUGUGUCGGAAGAUUGAAGCUUCUAAAGGUUCUCAAUUUGUCUCAAACAAAAAUUAGGGAGGUGCCAUAUUGUGUUAGAAGACUCAAGAGUCUUGAGUAUCUUGAUGUUUCUGGAUGCACUAGCAUACAAUGUCUGCCUAACUGGAUAGGUGAACUGAAGUCUCUUUCCCAUCUUGAUAUAAACAACUGCUCUGAAGAACUUUCUAACAGUCAUGUACCCAAAGGAUUAUCAAAUCUCGUGAGUCUGAGGACCCUGAGGUCAGAGGUAUUCCCAUUGUCUAUGGAAGAGAAUCAGUUCUUAAAUGUUAAAGACGUCGGCAAUUUGAUUAAUCUUCAGGAAAUAAGUUUUCGUUUACAAGAUAUAGGUACGUUGAUAAGUGUAAAAGAUGGUAUCCUUGAGGGUCUUGUGAGGAUGAGAGUUCUUCUGGUACAGAAUGACAUUCCUGAAAGGAAGGGUGACAUAGAAGAAUACAAUCUUCCAGCAUUCCCACAGAAAAUGAAUGUUAUGAAAGAUCUUCAACAACUUGGCCUUUGUCGUUUCUCCGUGCCAAGUUGGAUAUGUGAUAUGGUAAAUUUGACAGAACUUUCAUUGCUCGAGUGCACUGGUUAUAUGUCUCUCAAAAACAUGCCCAACCUACAGACAUUGACUUUGAUGGGAGAUUCGAGAUGCAGAGAGUUUCCGAAGAACUUUGGCGAGAGUGGGAGAUUUCCUAAGCUAGUUAGGCUGCGUAUUGCUCAGUUCCCUAUUGUGGAGGAGUUGCCGGCAUUGGAGGUGGGAGCAAUGCAACGUCUUCAACUACUACAUAUAUGUGAUUGUCCGGGGAUGAAAAAAAUUCCAAAGGGACUUGAGCUGCUGACGAGACUAAAGAGGAUAGUUGUUGAUGAGGCAAGUGGUCAGUUAAAGGAAAGUUUAACGGAAGGCAGGGAAGAUUGGAAUAAAAUCAAAGCUAAUAAUUUUAACAUUGAGAUCGAGUUUUUAUAG
This is a messenger RNA of Cryptomeria japonica (Japanese cedar), 1974 nucleotides long. RefSeq names its product putative disease resistance protein RGA3. The record is from RefSeq and is a predicted model, not a curated record. Gene Ontology annotation, biological process: defense response to fungus. Gene Ontology annotation, molecular function: ADP binding. Bases 1 to 1974 code for a protein of 657 amino acids. The transcript is spliced from 3 exons. NCBI's taxonomy places the organism in Eukaryota, Viridiplantae, Streptophyta, Pinopsida, Cupressales, Cupressaceae.